GAUAGCGACAGAUGUCUUGCAAACAGUAAGUUUAAGAGGAGGGGUACUUUUAAAAAAAAAAGAAAAAACGCUCAGUCGGUCUUAGAUUGUACCUCGGGGAGUGAGCAGGACUUGGUGCAGCUGUCAGUCGCGAGCUCCCUCUUCGCUCAGUUCGUGCACAGCCUUGCAGGGGAGAAGAGCAGACCACCGACUCUCCCUACCGCUUGGGUUUGAAGGUCUCAUCUCAGCAGCAAACCAGGAAACACCAUGGGAGGCAAGCUGAGCAAGAAAAAGAAGGGGUAUGAUGUCAGCGACCCCAAGGCGGGCCAGGCGGAGAAGCAGGGCGAAGCAGCCCCCGCGGCCACUGCCGAAGCUGCUGCCGAACCCGCUGCGGAGGCCGCCCCAGCCUCGCAGGAGGUAGCCUCAGAGGCACCGCCCGCCGUGGAGGAACAAGCCGCGACGGCAGAAGAGCCAGCUCCCGAGGCUCCGCCUGAUGAGGCUAAAGCAGAGGAACCGGUGGCAGAAGCCCCAGUAACGGAAGUGAUUCAGGAGGUCGUCCAGGAGGCGGUGAGCGCCGAGGCCCCAGCGGCCGCCGCCGUGGAAGAAGCUGUGAGUGCCACACCUGAGCCAGCCCCCGAGGCUCCAGCAGAGCCAGAGGAAACACCGCCAGCACCGGAGCCUGAACCAGAGACUGUCGCUGAGCCAGAGGAAGUGACCCCAGAGGCUGUGCCGGAGGAAGAAGUGGCAGUCGCACCGCCAGAGCCCGCCCCGGAAGAAGUUCCUCCACCUGUCGUGGAGGAGCCUGUGCCCGUGGCCGAGGAGAGCGUUCCCGAAGCCGCCCCAGAAACUGUCCCCGUCACAGCUGAGCUCGCGGAAGCCGAAAUUGAGGCCGAGGCGGAAGCGCCACAUGGCACAGAUAACGAUACCCUGGAGGGUCUGUCCCAGGGCGAGACCGCCGAACCGGCCCCCAGUUUGCUAGAGGAGGUGGCCACGCUCGUCCAGGCCGCAGUGCCAGGCAUCCUUCUGAGCUCGGAAGCCCCAAGUGAGGCCCCAAAAGAGGCCGAAGAAGACGCGGCUGCCGAUUCAGCGGAGCCCAUCCCAGAUAUAGUUAUUUCCGAGUCGGUUUCCGCUAACGAGAUCCUCGCAGAUCAAACGGCUGAGAGCGCCGGUGAUGUGGAGGAGGUCUCCGAAGCAUGCGAACAGGAGCCCGCCGCCCCCUCCCCCACCCCGGAGGAGGCGGAUGCUGAGACUGAAGCGCCGGCCAAUCAGGAGGUGGCAGCGGAUGAUGGCGGAGCUGAGAGCGAGGAGGAGAAGGUGGAGAAUGGGGAGUGCGAAAUUGCUGACUCCACGGAAGAGGCGGCCGAGGAGAACGGAGAGGUUCAGGAGCUCGUCCCCGAGCCAGUUCUGGAGAAACCCACAGAACCACAGCAAGAGGAAUGUUUCAACGGCAUCCCGGAGGAGCCCCCCAAAGAGCAACACGACUGUGAAUUAAAAAAGGACUUGAACCCGACAGGCAACAUGGAAGUCCCUGAAGCCAUUGGUGAGAUGACAGAGGCCAUAAGUGCUACUGCAAAUCAGGUUGUUGACUUAGUGUGAAAUACUAACCUCUAUAAAUAUUCAUUCGAUAAUGAUUCAUAUAUUUUAAAAGAACACAGGCUCUUCUGAAAAAUAAAUAUCGACAUGCCUGUUGUGGUAACUCAGGCAAAUGAAUCUCUGGUUAACCAAAAAAUACAACCACUCGAGUGAAGAGAAAGAGAGUAACUGGGAAAUCAGUCUCUAUACUGUGAAUGGUUUAUCUGAGAGUCAGCGGUGUUUGCAGUAACUAAAGUUAAAGGCCAGGUAAUGUUGAAAUGACUACAGAAAAAAACAAACUGGACAGCAGAACAAAAACUGGACAAUAACAUUGGAAAUGACAUAUGGAAUGAAUAGUCUUGUCUUUGUGUGUCAGCCUGAUGAGUAUUAAAGUGGUUUAUUGGAUUAGCAUUUAAUAGUAUAUAAUCUAAUUUAGAAUUUCGCAUAUACUUCCCUUAACUCUGUAAAAAGAAAAAAGGAAAAAAAAAGAGGAAACUUUUUAACAGUUGUCAGAAUGGGAGAAAAACGGUGAGGAAUGUUCAUUUUAACUUGAUGGCUUGGCUAAGAA
Molecule: messenger RNA, 2119 nt
Organism: Megalops cyprinoides (Indo-Pacific tarpon)
Lineage: Eukaryota; Metazoa; Chordata; Actinopteri; Elopiformes; Megalopidae
Product: fibrous sheath CABYR-binding protein-like
Exons: 2
Coding region: 247-1575 (442 amino acids)
Source: RefSeq, a predicted model, not a curated record